This is a messenger RNA of Dermacentor silvarum, 4698 nucleotides long. Its product is annotated as basic proline-rich protein-like. Gene Ontology annotation, biological process: mesoderm morphogenesis. Gene Ontology annotation, cellular component: extracellular region. Lineage: Eukaryota; Metazoa; Arthropoda; Arachnida; Ixodida; Ixodidae. Gene Ontology annotation, molecular function: heparin binding; growth factor activity. The record is from RefSeq and is a predicted model, not a curated record.
GUCCAGAAGCAGCGUGCGAACGCUUACGCGGGGUCGUUAUUUCUCGUCCCGAGUGUUUAGUUGUCAAGAUAGGCCUGCGUGUGAGACUGGGUGCUCUGAUUAUACGGCCGCACGCCGCGAUGCACUAAUCCGAGGCGACGCGAUGUGCCGAGCCGUGCUGCUGGCGGCACUGGCCGCUCUGGCCGUGCUCGCCGUGGUCAGCGCUAACCGGGACGCGGACAUUUUCGCCGAGUCGGACCACGAGGUCGUCUACCGCUUUCCCCGGGGAGCCAGGAGCGGAGGGUCCAGGAGCAGAGGAGGUUCCUCGUCUAGGUCUUCCGGAAGCUCUUCUAGAUCUUCUGGAAGCUCGUCAAGCUCUUCCAGAGGUUCCUCCGGUUCAUCUUCGUCUUCCGGUUCGAUGUUUUCCUCACUGUUCAGACGACCGGGAGGCAGCAAGAAGCCGUCAAAGCCGAAGCCCCCCGGACCCAUAUAUGUCACCAGAAGGCCCGCUCCAGCCCCUACCCCGAGGCCUGCCCCUACCCCGAGGCCUGCCCCUACCCCGAGGCCUGCCCCUUAUCCCACGAUGAAACCCGCGCCGUACCCAACGCAGCCACCUCCCAGGCCAGCACCAAGUGCCCCGUCCUACCCAGGACAUGGUGGUUCCUAUCCGAACGUACCAGGCCACCGGCCGCAGACUCCGAGCGCGCCACCAAUGGAGACUGGAAAAAUAGUUCCUGGACAAGUCAAUCCCGUACAGCAACCAGGCGGCGGCCAACACCCUCCGGGAUUCAAGCCGAUGCCCCCUAGCGCUCCUCCUGCGGAGCCCGGAUACCCGGGCGGAAGACCUUCAGCACCUGGAUAUCCAACCGGAAGCUAUCCCGGUUACCCUGGCGGUCAGUAUCCGGGCCAGGGUCAGCCAGGCCGCCCGCCGAGUCAGUAUCCCGGCCAGGGCCAACCAGGUUAUCCUGGCACCGGUCAAGGUCAACCAGGCUACCCCGGUGGUCAGUAUCCGGGGCAAGGACAAGCUCAGCCCGGGUAUCCCGGUGGUCGAUAUCCUGCACCGGGCCAACCUGGUUACCCUUAUCCAUCAGGUGGCCAGUAUCCAGGCCAGGGAAGACCCGGCUAUCCUUCCGCACAAUACCCGGGUCAGGGUCAGGGCUACCCUGGAGGUUAUUACCCGGGAGGUCACUACCCUGGCGGGGGAGGCUACCCUGGUGGUCAAUAUCCAGGCGUCUACCCAGGCGGUUACCCUUCAGCACCCAAGAAGCCCGGAGGACUUCUAGGACAGCUUCUGGGCGGGAGCAGUGGCCUCGGUGGCAGUAAGAAACGUCCGGGUCACGUGUUCGCACCUACGCACCCUCUCUAUGGUGGCAUGCCAGUAGCCACAGCGUAUGGUGUGCAAAAUAGUCUCAAGCGCAAAGGCAUCAAACAAAGCGAUAUUACCAAGGUCGUUGGGGCUGCGCUGCUGUACAAGACGCUGCGUCACCGCAGGAAGAGGUGGAAGCCCAAGUUCUUCGGCGGUUACUACGGUGGUUACUACGGCUCUAGCUACUACUACUACGGCGGUCGACGCUAUUACGGCUCCUCUUACAACCGCUAUCGCAACCGGACCACUCUCGACAACGCAACCGCUGCUGGGAUCGACAGCGUCCCUGACAACGCCACCUACAUAGAGGAGUGUCGCUACAAGAAGGAGCCUUGGGAGGAGUGCGACCGUGCCACCAACACCCAGAAGCGCAAGCUCAUCCUCAAGCGCGGCAGCGGCAAGUGCGAGCCCACCAAGGAGCUCACCAGGAACUGCAAGAAAGCGUGCCGUUACGAGAAGGGCGCGUGGAAUGCCUGCAACGUGACGGCCAACACGCGCACCCGGGUGGACAAGCUCAAACCAAGAAGCGACCCCACAUGCGAGCCUAACCGCACCGUCACCAAGAAGUGCAAGUCCGGUCUGGGCUGCCGCUACAACCGCAGCGUCAAGUGGAGCGAGUGCGACGCCCAGACGCAGACCCGGACCAAGACCAUGCCGCUGGUGAGCGGCAACAGCGCGUCCUGCGAGAGCCACAAGGUGGUCACGAAGCCGUGUCGCAGCAACGGGGACCAGCGCCAGAUGAAGCGCAAGCCCAAGCAGGAUGAAGAGGAAGAAGAGGACGACGAGUGAACACCAAGGACACGUGGACGGGCCUUUCAAGCUGCCCUGGCUCCUGAGAGAAGGCAGCCACGAUCUUUCAAAAAAAAGUCUGGGCACAGUGGGGGCUGCUUACUUCACGCAACGCGCAAACGACGUCUUCAACUUGGGAGACAGCACGGUGACCUUCCACCGCAAGAUGGCCGGUGCCGCCAGAUGUACAACGGGGUCACGGGGUACCUGCGAUUGCUGAUCCCCCCCGAAGGUCGAAAAAGAUGCGUGCGCUCUGUUUCGUCGCGUCACUGUAAGAGUAAGCGCACGGGCAACCUGUUUAUCCUGUUCAAACCUGAUGACGUCAGAAUUUGGGCCUGUCGGUUGGGCAUCGUGAAUUUAGUGCAGCGCAACACCAAAAAGAAGUGCUGGAAGUCAGAGCCGUGCGCGUAGUUUUCUGUCCCUCUCCCCUGUUACGCAGUUCUAAAUUCAAGCAGUUCAAACUGCGACUUAUUUUGCAGCGUUAUUAUCGCUAUCUGACUGUUUGAGAUGCCUUAAGGGGGGCCUUUCGUGGCCUUUUUUACACGACGAAAGGUCAACAACCUGUAUUGACUUCUACUUGUCUCUAUACUCGCUUUGUUCCAAAUCGCCCAUUUAGCAAAAAAAAAAAAAAAAAGAUCGCACAUCUUUCUAUGAAACCGACGGAUACUCAUACCGAGAAAUACUCAAGCUUCGGACCGUCACCCUCUUGUUUGCGUUAUGAUUGUGUUGGGGCAUCAGGUAGUCGCAGCACGGAAGUCAGCGACGGAAGCGGAGUAAAUUUAAUCAGUAUUAGCAAUCCUGGGAGCCAGCGGCGCUGCCAGUGGCGCAGUUUAAUCGAUGAUAUCAGGUCCAAGCAGAGAAUUGAUCCUUUAACCUAUUCUUAUCAGCUUAAAUUACUUAAUCUCGUUUUCAUACAUCGCACGCUGCAUUCUCACUCUAACCCAGGAGACAGGGCGACUUAGAGGUCAAUAAUCACUUGCUGCAUAUCGAUGUGAAGGCGUCAUUAGGCUAGAGUGUGGCGUGACGAAAUAUAGUGAAGCUGCGUCGUAAAGACGAGUAAAAUUGUGUGCAAAGGCGCACUUAGGGUAAAACGGCGAUGUGGUCAUCUAAGUCAGUAACGAUAAAGUCGGGGCAAUGCCCAAUGCACAAAACGUCAUCGUCCUGCUCUUCACAUGACAUCUUACUAAUGACGAACAGCUAGUCUGCCUUGCAUUCUAACGAAGAAAACCUGGAAGGAAGGAUUCUCAUCAGAGCGAUCUGGUCAGCCUUUUUUAAUAUUAAUUAAACCAACUUAACUCUUGAAACACUGAGUAUUCGACGUAGUUGACAACAGUCUACUACAGACGACAAAAAGACGAAAAAUACAGAACCAAGUCCAGCGAGCAAGCAAUGCUAACUCGAUUUUCAGUAGUUCAGAAGUAUUUCUUUGUGAAGAAAUCCUGGCGAUAACGCCUACUUUAUCACCAGGAUUGGCCGGUCUUGUGAAACGAAUGAUAAGAAAGGCAUAGAAUCGAGCGACAAGAAUCGUUAUUAUACUGGCCCUGGAACCGGCAUUCGUAACUUCUACGAUAGGCGCAUACCGCAGUACUUUAAGCCUUGGCGCUAUCUCUAUUCAUCAAAGAUUGAGCGAUCUGCUUUUGCUAAAUCUGAACGCCGAUCUAAGAUUGCCUCUUAAAUAUUUUGUUUUGAUGUCUGAUAAUCCUGUAAGCUGUCCGUGAUUUCCUGUGGAAUGCUACUUAUUCGGAUUGUAUAUUCAGACAGGGACACUGCAACGUAAGAUUGGCUCGUGUUGUUACGUAAUGCUUAAGAAAUUAUAAAAUCAUUACAAGCUACUUAACGGAUAAGACAACGUAAAUAAUGGCCUCCACCAUGUAACCAUUCAGCAGGUCCAUCGGCUGAAGCCAAUUCACUCACCAAACGGGUAGGCUGCGAUUAUUCUGGCAUAGUUCAGCUUUAGGUCGCCACUGCCAAACCAGGUAAUUCAUCUUCAAAGCAAAGGGUUUCGAAAAUUGCUUACCUUCGAACGGAGCGCGACCACUCGCUUUUAUCGAGCCAGUAUCUCACUGUUCUCUCAUUUAGCUUUAGAACGCACGCACGGCGUACUUUGCAACCGCGUAAAUGUCGCGGCUGCCUUUCUUCUGCUCUUACCACACUUACUCAAUGUGCCAAUGAACAUUUCAAGGGCAUUCCAAGUGGGAGAUGAGGUGUAAUGGGUCGAUGAAUGUGUGACCCGGCCACGUUUUGUGGCUCCUAUAACGUCUUUUCAUACUCCAGCUCUUAUACUUAAUGCAUUUGUGGGUGUGGUGCGGGAGGGAGGUGGGUUUAACUCAUUAAACUAUCGUUGUUCGACUUAUUAUCGAUCCCAGCGUGCUUCUGUAGUUGCAGUUAACACUUCCUCUCUGUCCCCUGUAGAUCCCGUGCCCCUUGCCAAUUUAAGACGGUGUUCCCUUCAUUGGACAACGAAGACGUGCGCGAAAUGGUGUUCUUUUUUGUUUUUCUUAUUUUUCACGAUUUUGUUUGCUUCACAGUGACUUACACUACGAAUAAAAGAAAUGCCUUCAAAA